This is a messenger RNA of Guyanagaster necrorhizus, 2937 nucleotides long. RefSeq lists its product as uncharacterized. Bases 1 to 2937 code for a protein of 978 amino acids. Gene Ontology annotation, molecular function: protein binding. The transcript has 11 exons. Lineage: Eukaryota; Fungi; Basidiomycota; Agaricomycetes; Agaricales; Physalacriaceae. The record is from RefSeq and is a predicted model, not a curated record.
AUGCCAAAACGUUGUGCUGUACAACUUAAAGAAGAGGGUAAUAGAUAUUUCAAAUCCCGGCAAUUUGCGCAGGCCGCAAAACUCUAUGAACAGGCUGAAGAAGUCGAACCUGGCGACCCAGUCUUUCCGUCAAACCUGAGUGCAGCCUUGUAUGAAACGGGAGAUUACGCUGGAUCCUACCAGGCAAUCUUACGAUCCGCCAAAUUACUCUCCGAAAGCCCAAACCCGCCAUUGGCCGCAAAGCUCUCCUCAAGGCUACCCAAGGCACUAACCUACGGCUUGCGGAACAGGACCGUCUCGCUGAAAGAUUGUCACAAUGACAAACAGUUCAUAGAACAGCUUAAGCUGCCUACUGGAAUAUCCGAUGAUGCUUGGCAGGAGUUGGAACGUGCUGUCGGUGAACACGAUACCCUCGUGCAGCAAGCUAGAACUGGGAGACUGAAUUUUGUUUCUCUAUCAAUGGCUCGGAAAGCGGCCCGCUCAGACCUGGAAUAUUUUACAAUUGGUCAUGACGAUGUUAUGUCAAUCAUUACCGAUUGGGGAUCAGAGAAUAAAGGCAAUCCAUUUGAUCUUCUCAAGGUCUCUGAGCAGCGCCUUUCGUGUCUGUCCUUCAUUUGGGGCGGAGGUGGCGAUGGUCGUCACGUCUACGGCUCUAUCAUAGGCCUCAGUCAGGCUUUUCUGGAAUUGACUCCGGAUCAACGCCAAACCUCUAGAGUGCAUUUUACCCUCCUCGAUAUACAUCCCACGACAAUUGCUCGGAACUUGUGUCUCUUUAUGAUGAUCGACGAGCUGAUAACGAUGCGGCUAUAUAAGCGCGACGACGGAGUCCAGGAAACAGAAAUCAAAGCAACCAUUUUCUACGUUUGGAUGGGGGUUGCUUUACCCUCCUAUUGUCAUGUCAGAUUUAUGAACACUGUAAAAUUCCUUCUGAGAGAAUUGCAGACUUCAUCUUGUCGGCUUCCUCGUUGGCUUCAUGUCACCAAAGAUUCGAUUCCAGGAAUCGUUGCCUCCCUGAGAUAUUGGGACACCCAGUUAUCCUUUCAGACAGUGCAGGAAAUGCUUCGUCGUCACCGACGAUUUGAGCGUAGGCCCGUCAAUCUCCCCAACUUACACUUGAAGGAUAUCAAAGCCGGAAUCGAUGAUAUGACUGACGAAGAAGUAUUCAAGUUUGGCCAGAUGCAAUUGCACAUGUCUCCUCCUUCCAAAAAAGAAGCUCGACAGGAAUGGUUGUCCGGGAUGCGCCUUAUGAUGUUCGAAAUAUUAGCUUCAGGGAAUGACGGUCGUCGUUCUGCCCAAUUCUCCGUAGAAGAGGCAUGGUAUGGUAUUACUCAGUGCUUCAUUCCACCCAAAGUUUUGAGGUACCGUCAUGAGGCAUUCGACGAACUCUGGGCUAGUGUAUUGCGAUCGCCUUCGCAGAAUUUGAAGAAGCAGGCAGUAGAACACAUUGAAGCGACUUGGAAACCGAACCCAUCACUUUUUGAUGGUGUCCAGGAAGUCAAGUUCGACUACCCAUCAGUCGAGUUCAAUGCAUUUGAGAUGGUCGAACGUAUCUCGCAAUUCAAUUCCCGUAUGGGAUUAUUCAAAAAAAGAAGAAUGGACGAAGAUUGUCCGGCCUAUUCGGUCUCUGAGAUCUUCUUUGAUGCUGUGGUCAAUGGCCUAUUGGCUCUCAAGGAUCAUAUUAAGAUAGAACUCCUUCAGGGUGACAUCUCCCAGGAGCUAAUGAAGAUGGCUCAUGGGAUUGAUGAUCGUCCGUCUGAUUUCCCGCGGAUGUUCACUCGAAUAUGGCUGAGCAACGUUCCUGAUUACACCCAUGGGCCUAUGAAUACGGCCACGUUUGUCAUGCCCAAUCUAGAACCGGAGCCUGAUGCUUCGGUUGCAUCCAAUUGCCUGCUAAACCCUAGUAUUUGGAAAGACAGCGGCGAUAAUUUAAUUUACAAUUACGCUUUGCUGAACGGAAACGACUUCGCACGCUUCUUUGGAUGUCACAUUGUGGCGAGUGGCCCUUGGGAUGCCAUUGAAUUUUCUGCCAAACCACUCCCUCGCCUCUUAUCCACACUUGCUACCCGUGAAGAGCUCAUUUUGUGGCUAACACGUGUAUUCAUCACCACCAUCCUCCCACCCGAACCUCCGAACCCUCGUGCCGAACUCUUGUGCCGAGUCCGAUAUCCAAACAACCUUGUAGCCUUCUUUGGACUUCUUAUGCGACUUCCCACAAUUGGAUACCCCCUGCAUUGGAUAUCUGAAUACCUUAACACUCUACUUUCUGACAAUCUCGUAACUGAUCUGGUUCCUUACCGAGGAAAAUUUCCCAUCCCUCCGGGUGAACCGGCACAACACGCUCCAAGUCGGAGAGUCAACUUGAAUCCCUGGCUUUCCGAGCUCGAGACAAUAACAGCAUUAAGCUAUGAAGCACUGCCAUUCCCAGUAUCUCUACGUCUACGCCGAGACGAUAUCAACACCUAUGAAGCACCUCUUUCUAUGAAAGACUUCGGUCCUUUGACCUUGAUGGAGAAAUUUGGAAACUACGACCCGGUAUUCAGUCUCGUAUUCUAUAAACGUGGUACACCGGUAGCAGGCAUGAUUCAGCGCAUGAACCGAGACACGAUAAUCAACGUUUUUGAAAAGGGACACGGUAAUGGUGAAGUUUUUGUGCUGUCGGUUCUGGAUCAAUUCGGUAUCACGAAGGAAAGAGUCAGGUGGAAGAUGGGAAAAGAAAGGGUGGCGAAGAUGCAAGAAGAGAAAUGGGCUUUCGUGGCGUAUCGGCUGGACUGCCAUGAGAUCAGUAAGUCAUUCCAAUUUUCCUCCUCUCUACUGGGAGCAUCUAAAUGCGGCUUUUCUAGGUUCUUCGAUUGUAGCGGACAGAUGGUCGGAAGUAGUACAAGUUCAGAUAGAACAGCUGAUAAAAGACCUACAAUUUAUACAAGCUGCACACCUUGA